CUUGUGUAAAUGCGACGUUCAAAAGACUUAAGUUGCAAAAUAUCAGAGAUACAGGUCUCUUAAUUGUGUUUCUCGGGGUUCAGCGUUUAUGGCAACUCCUCAAUUAGUUAAAUAGUUGAUUAAUUUACUGUCGCGUCUUGACUAUUACUGAUGUCCACUGCCGAAACCUGAAACCGAGGGGUUAGCAUAGAGAUAUUAAAACAAUGAGCCAUGUCCUACACCGAGCUAGAGCAUGGAUACCAGGGUCUGAAGAAAGCACGGCCAGCAUUUUAUUUUGGUGACUCCUCUGUUCGAUCUGUCAGUCAUCGGAGGUGCUGAUGAUGGAGCAUUACUUGAACUCGGUGCCAGAUGUGUAUAUCGUCGAUAUCGACAAUACUGCAGAGCCGUAUUGGCUGCACAUGGGAGAUCUCGCUGAGCUCGGAGAUGAUGAAUUAUCCGGAGAUGAAGGGAAUCAGGUACUGGUUGGCAUUUGUGCCAUGGCUAAGAAAUCUCAAUCAAAACCAAUGAAUGAGAUACUGACCCGCCUUAGAGAAUUUGAGUAUCUUAAAAUGGUUGUUUUCCCUGAAGAAGUAAUACUCAAGAAACCUGUUGAGGAGUGGCCUCUGGUAGACUGUCUGAUAUCAUUCCAUUCCAAAGGAUUUCCUUUAGACAAAGCUAUUCAGUAUUCGCAGCUUAGAAAUCCAUUCAUAAUAAAUAAUUUACAUAUGCAGUAUGACAUUCAGGAUCGCAGGAAAGUUUAUUCAAUUCUUGCUGCAAAUGGUAUUGAAAUUCCAAGGUAUGCAGUUCUGGAUAGAGACUCACCUGAUCCAAAGCAUCAUGAGUUAGUGGAGUCUGAGGAUCAUGUGGAAGUUAAUGGUGUUGUGUUUAACAAACCUUUUGUCGAGAAACCAGUUUCGGCUGAAGACCACAAUAUUUAUAUUUAUUAUCCAACUUCUGCUGGAGGUGGUAGUCAAAGAUUGUUUAGGAAGCCGACGCACAGAAAGAAAGCAGGCGAUAAUAAGAGCUGUUCACAACAGCUGCCCUGCAAAAGCAACGUUGUUGUUAUCGGAAGCCGUAGUAGUGUUUACUCACCUGAGUCCAGAGUAAGAAAAACUGGAUCUUUUAUUUAUGAAGACUUCAUGCCAACAGAUGGCACAGAUGUUAAGGUUUAUACAGUUGGUCCUGACUACGCACAUGCUGAAGCUCGAAAAUCUCCAGCUCUGGAUGGCAAGGUAGAACGUGAUUCAGAAGGAAAGGAAAUUAGAUAUCCAGUCAUAUUAACAAAUGCUGAAAAAUUAAUUUCGCGAAGAGUGUGCUUGGCAUUUAAACAGACUGUUUGUGGCUUUGACCUGCUCAGGGCUAAUGGGAAAUCAUAUGUUUGUGAUGUAAAUGGUUUUAGCUUCGUGAAAAACUCAAAUAAAUACUAUGAUGAUUCUGCCAAAAUUCUCGGAAAUAUGAUAUUGCGGGAACUAGCCCCCACUUUGCACAUUCCAUGGUCUGUUCCUUUUCAAUUAGACGAUCCACCAUUUGUACCAACCACUUUCGGAAAGAUGAUGGAAUUGAGAUGUGUUGUUGCUGUUAUACGGCAUGGAGACCGCACACCCAAGCAAAAGAUGAAAGUUGAAGUUCGUCACCCAAAAUUCUUUGAAAUAUUUGCUAAGUAUGAUGGAUACAAACAUGGCCAUGUAAAAUUAAAGAGACCUAAGCAAUUACAAGAAAUUUUGGAUAUAGCUCGCUCUUUGCUCUGUGAUAUAAAAACGCACUCAGCAGAUUGUGAGAUAGAAGAAAAGCGUGGGAAAUUGGAGCAGUUGAAAAGUGUUCUUGAAAUGUAUGGACACUUUUCUGGAAUUAAUCGUAAAGUUCAGAUGAAAUAUCAACCUAAAGGAAGACCUAGGGGUUCAAGUAGCGAUGAUGGUACAGAUCUUAAUGCACCUAAAGAACCUUCCUUGGUUCUCAUAUUAAAAUGGGGAGGUGAGCUGACACCGGCUGGACGUAUUCAAGCAGAAGAACUUGGUCGAAUAUUCAGAUGCAUGUAUCCUGGCGGGCAAGGUGAGUAUGCAGGCACUCAGGGUCUCGGGCUGCUGCGACUUCAUUCCACAUAUCGCCAUGAUCUCAAGAUAUAUGCGUCUGAUGAGGGUCGAGUCCAAAUGACUGCUGCUGCCUUUGCCAAAGGUUUAUUGGCUCUAGAAGGGGAGCUGACACCAAUUUUGGUGCAGAUGGUGAAGAGUGCCAACACUAAUGGUCUUCUUGACAAUGACUGUGAUUCUAGCAAGUUUCAGAACAUCGCCAAAGCAAGACUGAAUGAAUUAAUGCAACAAGAUCAUGAGUUGACACCUGAUGACAGAGCCAAAAUCAAUCCUUGUAACUCACUGAGUAUUGAUCAAGCACUUGACUUUGUGAAAAAUCCUGUGGCCUGUUGUGAAAGGAUGCAAGAGCUUAUUCAAAAGCUGGUGGAGAUUGUCCAUAUUAAAAGAGAUGAUCCAAAAACAAGAGAUGCAAUUCUUUAUCAUGGAGAAACAUGGGAAUUAAUGGGUCGGCGAUGGGGAAAGAUUGAAAAAGAUUUCAGUACCAAAAACAAGAAGUUUGAUAUAUCAAAGAUACCAGACAUUUAUGAUUGUAUUAAAUAUGAUCUUCAACACAAUCAGCAUACCUUGCAAUUUGAACAGGCUGAAGAACUUUACAUGUAUGCAAAAUAUAUGGCAGAUAUAGUUAUUCCUCAGGAAUAUGGGCUAACACAGCAAGAGAAAUUAGCCAUAGGCCAGGGUAUAUGCACUCCACUUCUGAAAAAAAUAAGGGCUGACUUACAGCGUAAUAUAGAAGAGGAAAGUGAUGGAGAGGCUACUGUCAAUAGGCUUAACCCACGGUAUUCUCAUGGAGUUUCAAGUCCUGGCAGACAUGUUCGCACUCGUCUGUACUUCACAAGUGAAAGCCAUGUCCAUUCUCUACUGACAGUUUUGAGAUUUGGAGGUCUACUUAAUGAAGUGAAAGACGAACAAUGGAGGCGAGCUAUGGAAUAUGUAAGCAUGGUAUCAGAGCUCAACUACAUGUCUCAAAUUGUUGUCAUGCUAUAUGAAGAUCCAACAAAGGAUCCUUAUUCAGAAGAACGGUUUCAUGUUGAGCUGCACUUUAGUCCAGGAGUCAACUGCUGUGUGCAAAAGAAUCUCCCACCAGGUCCAGGUUUCCGACCUCAUAGCCGUAAUGAAUCUAAUAAGGCUUCACACCUAGAGGAAUCAGAGCAAGAAGAUGAUAAUGGUAGCUUGCCAUCUGGAUCGCCUCAACCUCCAGAGUGCCCGCCAGAAGUGGAACUAACACCACCAGUCAAUAUUGAGGGAGAUAAUCAAUGCAACAUCAAAGUUUCCAAACCAAUUCCUAUAAAGGUCUCACCCAGCAGGCUAGGGAGUGGUACAAAUGUGUGCAGCCGCCUAGUUUCGAAUAUAUCUGAAGAAGGAGAUCCACAACACAGCAGUUCAUAUUCUGGAGCUCAGAAAAGUGAAGUUGACACAGAACAUCGAAGUCGCAGCUUUGAACAGGCUAGAACGGAACCAAAUUCAUCACACUCCACUGCUGACUCUAGGAUGCUCCAUCAAAGUUUGGACGCUGUCAACAAGCCAGUUAUUCAUACUGGCAAAAGUGAUUCCCCUCAGAUAACUAUAUCUAAUGAUUCAGAUUAUUUUGCACUACUAAGCCGGGGGAAACGACUAAGUAGCUCAGCAGAUAAUAUACUUGACGUCCCGGACGAUUCUAAGCAACCAACCACCUCAGAGCUUCCAACCUCUGCAGCAGGCUCUCUUCAUAGUAGCAACACUGAGCACUUAGAUCACAAUAAGCAGCUCUUUGUCCUCUGUAGACGCCUGAGCUGUUCCACUAGCAGUAUUGCAUCUAGCAAGGACUCUGACAUUGCCACUCCCCUCACCACCCCUGCCAGACGCGCAGCGCCUCCGAAAAGGCUGAGCCUCCCAGCCCCUCCACACCCGUACCCCCUGACGAGCUACCUGUUGACCGCAUGUCCUGAGAACCCUGGCGUUCCCUCCGGAUCCGCCACCGCACCUCCCUCGCUUGUUCACUCUCGGUCCUCCCCUACCCUUCCCGGACCCUGGGCCUGGGCCCAACCUGAUGCAAACCCUCCCCACGCUUCCCUUGCGUUACUAGAGCGCGCGUUGGUCCGGCGACAUCGGCACAGCGUCUCUGGCCAGAUGAGCUACUUCAAGAUGCUGGGCUUCGGACUCUCUCCGGGCGGCGGCUUCGUGGUGCAACAGAAGAAACCGGGCUGUGGUUCUACCAGCUCGCUGUUCUCGACAGCUGUCAUAUCUGGCUCUAGCUCUGCUCCCAAUCUACGGGACAUGAUCCCCAGCACUCCUUCAAUAUCAGCCAUUGAUGGAUGUGGUGGAGUUCCCCCAAUCAGACCGCUGGAGACUUUGCAUAACGCCCUCUCCAUGAAACAGCUAGACAGUUUCCUUGAUGCAAUGACUGCAUCAAUUCAACAAAAGACUCCAGCUCCUUCUCCUCCUAAAGUACCAAGCACACCAACACCUCAAAGCACAAGUUGGAGUAUGUGGAGCAAUGAUCCACACACAUAUGAUGGAGGAGUAGAUGUGUGUGGAGAUGCAGGAAGUGAAGGAGGGGGUGUUGCAACUUGUGGUUAUGGUAAUCUUGAACUCGGAGAAGCUCCUGGAGGAGUUUGUAGUGGUGAGCUUACCCCAUGCUCUGCUGGUUCGGAGCUGGAAUUUGAAGAUGAUGAAACAGUCCACGCCUCUCACAGUGAUCCUGUGAAUAUUACACGAGAUCGGCAGUAUGAACGUCUUGUGGAAGGCCUCUCUUGUGUUUCCCAAACUCAGGGUUCACCUAGCAUGUAUUUGGAUCCCAUGCCAGAUGCUGCAGGAAGGGAGGAGUUAACCACCCCAGUUUUGACUUUAGCCAGCAGUUUUACUGAUAGUAGUUCAAUUCAAAGAGGCUUUGUUAUACCAGAUGAAAAUUUGAAAAAAUAAUUUUCACGUCUGCAUUAUAAUGCUUGCAGGCUAUUUUUAUAGAAAUGUUGAUGUGUGAUCUAGGAUGAUGUAUACUGGAAUAUAUUUAGUUUUAAACCCAA
Frankliniella occidentalis (western flower thrips) is the source of this 5065-nucleotide messenger RNA. RefSeq names its product inositol hexakisphosphate and diphosphoinositol-pentakisphosphate kinase. NCBI's taxonomy places the organism in Eukaryota, Metazoa, Arthropoda, Insecta, Thysanoptera, Thripidae. Gene Ontology annotation, biological process: inositol metabolic process; inositol phosphate biosynthetic process. Gene Ontology annotation, cellular component: cytosol. The record is from RefSeq and is a predicted model, not a curated record. Gene Ontology annotation, molecular function: 5-diphosphoinositol pentakisphosphate 1-kinase activity; inositol hexakisphosphate kinase activity; diphosphoinositol pentakisphosphate kinase activity. The coding region runs from base 318 to 4964 and encodes 1548 amino acids. The transcript has 31 exons.